CUCUCUCUCUCUCCCCCCCCCCCCCCUGCGUGGGUCUGGGCGUGCGCGAUCUCGUCGCUCAGAUGAUUGGCGCAUCCUCCACAGGUGGAGAGGAAGGGGAAGUGUCAUCUGCAAAGUUGUUAUCUUUAUUAGGCCCUUUGAGGCCUAUAUUACUGUUCCGACGACAAGGAAGAAACAUGAAGGGAAUGGACAUUUUUCCAGUACCUACUAUAACCUGAACAAGAUGUUGGGGCGGAAGCAGAGCCUUAGGGGGGAACCCAUCCUCACGGAUUAUGGACCUGAUGAAACUCUCAAUGAAAGUUCAGAUAUUGAAUGGGUUAACAAAGCGUGGGUGCGAUGGCUGCUUCGUGUUUGUUCUCUGGUUUCGCUGGUAUCUGUAUCAGCAAACACUCCUCGCUCAAAGGAGCUAUAUCCAAGUCUAAGUUAUAUUACGUUUUGUGCAGAUCUUGUUAUUACAUUUCUUUUUACUGCAGAGAUGAUAGCCAAAAUGCAAGCUCGUGGCAUUUUAAAGGGUGAAGUACCAUAUCUUAAGGAUCGCUGGUGCCAGUAUGAUGCAAGUAUGGUUUUCUUCCUUUGGAUGUCAGUAAUUCUUCAAAUGUUUGAAAUAAUGACAGAAUGGGUGAACAAACAUAGCUAUCUGUCAGUUCUGCGAGCUCCUAGACCACUCAUUGUUGUUCGGCUCAUACGCAUAUUUCUCAAGUCUUCUAUGCCCAAGCAAAGACUGAAUCAAAUUGUCAAGCGAUCAAGUCAACAGAUCUACAAUGUUACUUUAUUCUUCUUGUUCUUUAUGUCAUUGUAUGGUCUCCUUGGUGUCCAGCUUUUUGGAGAACUGAGGAAUCAUUGUGUCAAAAAUGGCACCGAUAUAAACAGGCAGAUUACCCUGAACAACCUGGCCAUUCCUGACACAUUUUGCUCUACUGAACCAGACUCAGGUUAUCAGUGUCCAGAGGGCAUGAUAUGUGCUCCCCUUGAACUUGAGAAGAAAGUUAGUGGCUUCAAUGGAUUUGAUAACAUUGCUACCAGUAUUUUUACUGUUUAUCAAGCUGCCUCACAAGAAGGUUGGGUAUUCAUCAUGUACAGAGCCAUAGAUUCAUUACCAGGAUGGAGAGCAACAUUCUUCUUUACUACCAUGAUAUUCUUCCUCUCAUGGCUUGUUAAAAACGUUUUCAUUGCUGUUAUUACGGAAACUUUCAAUGAGAUGAGAGUGCAAUUCCAACAGAUAUGGGGUAUUCGAGGCCAUAUUGAACAAGAAGUUUCAACGCAAAUACUUUCUGGUGAUGACCAUGGUUGGAAACUUGUAUUUGUUGAUGACAACAAACCUCGUGGUUGGGCACCAAAAUGUUGUAUGAAAUUUGUGGUCAGUGCUGGGUUUUACCUUGUCAUCAUGGCUGCUAUUAUUGCCAAUGCUAUAGCUGCUGCCUCUCUGAGCUUUAAGCAUGAUGGACGAGACAGAAGAGAAUUUUAUCAACAUUAUUACUACAUGGAGGUUGGAUUUACAAUAUUUUUUGAUGUGGAAGUGAUUUUCAAAAUAUGGUGUUUAGGACUUCGAGGCUAUUGGCGUCUCACUAUACAUAAGUUUGAGUUUCUUUUAGCAGUUGGGACAACACUGAGAAUUCUUCCUUUCUAUGACCUGUUUAUGACUUCUCUUACAUAUUUUCAAGUCUUGAGGCUUGUACGACUGAUCAAGGCCUCUCCAAUUUUAGAAGAUUUUGUUUACAAGAUUUUUGGUCCAGGGAAGAAACUAGGAAGUCUCAUCCUUUUCACUAUGUGCCUCCUCCUCAUAACCUCAUCCAUCUCAAUGCAGCUGUUUUGUUUCUUGGAAAAUUAUGAUAAAUUUGAAACAUUUGCAAAUGCUUUUAUGUCAAUGUUUCAAAUAUUAACACAAGAAGGAUGGGUAGAAGUCAUGGAUGAAACAAUGAUCAAGACAAUGACAGGGACCACUGAUGAAAUUGCACCUGUUGUUGCAAUAUAUUUCAUCCUGUAUCAUCUUUUUGUUACUCUGAUAGUGUUGAGCUUGUUUGUAGCUGUUAUUCUUGAUAACUUGGAACUUGAUGAAGACUUUAAGAAGCUCAAGCAAAUGAAAGCUCGAGAACAAAGUGCAGGUAUUCAAGAGACUUUACCUCUUCGACUUCGUGUAUUUGAAAAGUUUCCAGAUCGCCCAACAAUGGCUAGGCUCCACAAAGUGCCAUCAGAUUUUUCCUUGCCAAAGAUUCGGGAAAGUUUCAUGAGGCAAUAUCUUGAAGAGGAUCAAGAAGAUGAAGAUGGAUUAACAAAGGCUCAUGGAGUAGGAGGUCUUGAGGAUUCCUCUAUCACAUAUCGUAAAAGAAGGCCUGUGAAGUUACUUACUCCUAUAUCUCAUCCACGUAAUGCUGAUUAUGAAAAGAAGAAAACAGGGGUUUCUAAUAUUAUAAGUGAUGCAAACAACCAGAGGCUUUUAUUAGGAAGGUAUUCUUUUCAAAUGUCCUGUUUUAAGGAGUUUUUUAAUCCUGUGUUCACUAAUACUGUGUGUGCUAAAGAUCCUGGGUCAGGUUGUAAUAGUUAUUUAGGCAAGAAGAUUAUGAGUAUAGCUUUUGCCUGUGACUGUGGCUCUCAUAGUUGCAUGAGGCAUGACAUUUGCAUGAGCAUGAGUCCUGUGUUCCCAUCUCUAAGGUCAAUCCGUCGCAGUGUCCGAGGAUCUGUCAAGCUCAAGCAGCAGAAUUAUGAUCAUCUGAAGGAAAACGGAGACAUUGGAGCCAUGAAUCGAACAUCAUCCAGUCGCAAACCUCAAGAUCUAGACAUUAAAAUGCUUCAAGCAAAAAGACAACAAGCAGAAAUGAGAAGAAAUCAGCGUGAAGAAGACCUUCGUGAAAAUCACCCAUAUUUUGAUACACCCCUCUUUGCUGUGGGACGUGAAAGUCAGUUCAGGAAACUGUGUCAAGUCAUUGUAUAUUCACGUUAUGAUACAAGUCAUAAGGAUCCAAUUACUGGAAAAGAGAGAAAGAUCAAAUACAAACGUUUACACAAUCUUCUUGGCCUAGUUACAUACCUUGACUGGGUGAUGAUAUUAGUAACAACGCUAUCGUGCAUCUCUCUCAUGUUUGAAACACCAACAUAUCGUAUUACAAAUGCACCAAUAUUGCAGAUUGCAGAAUAUGCGUUUGUUGUUUGUAUGAGUAUUGAGCUGUGUUUAAAGAUCUUAGCAGAUGGACUACUCUUCACACCAAAGGCACUGAUUCGGGACAUGGCUGGGGUGUUGGAUCUCUUCAUCUUUACGGUUUCCUUAGUAUUUUCGUGUUGGAUGCCAAAGGAAGUACCUGCACAAUCAGGUAUUCAACUUCUUCUAAUCUUAAGAUGUUUAAGACCCCUUCGAAUCUUCAACCUUGUUCCCCAUAUGAGGAAAGUAGUGUCGGAGCUGUGCAAAGGUUUUAAAGAAAUUCUGUUGGUAUCCAUUCUUCUUAUAGUACUCCUAUUUGUAUUUGCAAGUUAUGGAGUACAGUUGUAUGGAGGUCGUCUCGCCCGCUGCAAUGACAGCACAAUCACUGAACGGAAAGACUGUAUAGGAGUAUUUGUCAGGGAGAUUUUUGUUACCAAAAUGAAAUUAGGCCUUGGAGAAAACGAGAAGCACCCAGCAAUGUUGGUACCUAGAGUGUGGGCCAACCCCAGACGCUUCAACUUUGACAACAUUGGAAAUGCAAUGCUGGCCCUGUUUGAAGUACUUUCAUUCAAGGGCUGGCUAGAUAUUCGAGAUGUUUUAAAAAUCCGUCUUGGCAUCGCCUCAACCAUCUACAUCCACAUUUUUGUAUUCCUUGGAUGCAUGAUUGGGCUUACAUUGUUUGUUGGUGUUGUGAUUGCCAAUUAUUCUGAAAACAAAGGAACAGCUCUUCUCACAGUAGACCAGCGAAGGUGGUGUGACCUAAAGAAAAGAUUAAAGAUUGCUCAACCCUUACAUCUACCACCCCGACCAGAUGGCAGAGCAUUUCGAGCAUCUAUAUAUGAUAUUACCCAGAACAUAUACUUCAAACGCUUUGUUGCAAUAUCUGUAAUCUUUAACAGUUGUUUACUAUGUGUUGCUUGGAAGAAUGAUGCAGCACAAACACAAUACCUGGCAAUUUUGUCAUCACUGCUAAACUUUGUAUUUGUGGUGGAAGUUGUGAUGAAACUUAUAGCCUUUACACCCCGUGGAUAUUGGCAAAGCAGACGGAAUCGUUAUGAUUUGUUUGUCACUGUUCUUGGUGUUGUAUGGAUUAUCUUGAAUUUUACAAUUCGUACGGAUGAAUCACAUAUGUUUGGAUUCAUGGUGAUUAUUCUCAGAUUCUUCACAAUUACUGGCAAACAUGCAACUCUGAAAAUGCUAAUGUUAACAGUAGGUGUAUCUGUCUACAAAAGUUUCUUCAUUAUCAUGGGGAUGUUCCUUCUUAUUCUAUCUUAUGCCUUGGCUGGAUGCAUCUUGUUUGGUACUGUCAAGUAUGGAGAAGGCAUUGGCAGGCAAGCCAACUUCCAGACAGCAACUAAUGGCAUCACAUUACUGUUUCGCAUUGUUACCGGAGAGGACUGGAACAAGAUUAUGCAUGACUGUAUGGUUGCACCUCCAUUUUGCACUGAAGGGCUUAAUUACUGGGAUACUGACUGUGGUAACUUUACUGGCUCCCUCAUCUUCUUCUGCUCCUUCUAUGUUAUCAUCACAUACAUUGUGCUGAAUUUAUUGGUUGCUAUCAUCAUGGAGAACUUCUCUUUAUUUUAUUCCAAUGAAGAAGAUGCUUUACUUUCCUAUGCUGAUAUCCGUAAUUUUCAAAAUACUUGGAAUGUAGUUGAUGUGAAUCAGCGAGGUGUUAUUCCUGUAAGAAAGGUGAAAUUUAUUCUGCGUCUUCUGAAAGGCAGACUGGAAGUAGAUCCAGAAAAGGACAGAUUACUUUUCAAACAUAUGUGCUAUGAAUUAGAACGCUUGCACAAUGGAGAUGAUGUUACCUUCCAUGAUGUACUCAACAUGCUGUCAUACAGAAGUGUAGAUAUCCGAAAAUCACUCCAGCUUGAAGAACUGAUGGCAAGAGAAGAGUUGGAAUAUAUCAUAGAAGAAGAAGUUGCAAAACAAACCAUUAGGAACUGGCUUGAUAACUGCCUAAAACGUAUAAGAGCUCAAAAGGAGCAAACCUCAUUACUUGCACGAUUACGAGAAACAAAUGACUUCCUGAUGGUUGAAGACAAAAAAGUUCAGCCAUGUGAUAAAGAAAGAGAAACUGAAAACAAGGAUGCUGAUCGAACAAGGGAGAGAAAGAAAGGCAUUAUUAUAAUGUCCAGAACAGACUCAAUGACAAGUAUUAGUGGAAGAAAUUUCUUAGCCCCAACUCCAUCAGAUGCUUCAUCACGAGCUGAGAAACACACACGACAUGAUUCAAAAUCAAGAAAGAGGCGUCCCUCUGGUAGCAGUAAAAAUCUUCCCCACGUUAGUGAAGGAGGAGAAGGGAUUACAAUAGUCAAUGGAGGACAGCUGAGUAGUGACAUUUCAAGUAACAAAGCGGUUCUUCCUCGCUCAGCCUCAGGAUCUGGUGAAGUGAGAGACUGGUGGAGGCAGCAAGUUGAUUAUGAUUCAGGGUCAGACUUCAGUGAUGAUAUGGAAUAAGGGAACAAAAUGUUUGUAAAUCUUAUACUCCUUGAUUAUUACUAUUUUUGUGACUGAUCUUUGCACAUACAGAAGCAUAGACCAAUUAACUCCCAUGCACUUGUACAGUAAAUUUGUAAACAGUGGAAACCUAAAAUCAGUAUAUUAACAAAGGUCUAUCUAGAUUUGGUUUUGUGUAAGUGAAAGACAGAUUGCAUAAAAAUAGUUUGCUGUUUUUUCUUAUUUUGGCAGUGUUUGCCUCUUUUGUUUUUUAUACAAAAUUAGUUUCCUUUCUUAAAUAGACACUUUUUUUUACCUAAUUUUUUAUUAUACAUCUGCCAUUCCGGUCAUACUAUGCAUGUUCAUGUUUUACUGUUUUUCUACAUGAAGAAUCACCCAAGAUAUUUGUAUAUUUUAAUGCCCCUGACCCAGGUUUGAGUUGCAGUUUCUGUGUUUUAAUUUUGGCUAACAGGUGCACAGGAAUCUGGUAGUUUGUAGCUUUACACAGAUUCAAUCAACUUAUCUUCAGAGCCCCUUAGUUUAAGAUGUAUCACAGAGUCUGAAGAAUUCUCUGUGAAAUGGAGAUGCCAAAAGCACUAAGCUAAAAGUUGUUAUCCUGCAGCAUAUUGACUGCAGUCUCUUCUUAUAUGUUAUAUUGAGAUUACCAAAUUAAUGGAAAAAAAAUAUAUAUAUAUAAAAUUUAAAAUUUUUGCUCUGUUAACAAAAUUCUGUUACUUUUGUUUGUGAAAUGUGUUUUUAUUUUUUAUGAUAAUAUAAAGAUAAGAUAAUAGUCUGUGCAGCAUUUAUUUGAUAGAGCCUUAAAUGUACCUGAGUGGGUAUUAGUUUGUUAGGAAAUUUAUUAGAUAAAUAUGCCUAUUUUAGGUUAUAUCUUGUUAAAAGUUGACCAAAUAAAAUUCUUCCCUAGCCAUAGACUAGGUACUAGUAAUCGAAUGUUAUACAAUUUUAGAAUGUAUUUUAUUAUUGUUCAGAAGGGAAUGGAUAACUUAAAUAAUCCUCUAUUAUAGAAUCUAAAAUUCCAUCCAGAGAAUAUUUAAUUAGAGUAUAUAUUUACAUAUAACAACCAACCAAGUAUUUUAUAUAAAGCUUAUUCAUUUUUAUCUUGUGCCACACAGAAAAAAGCUAGGUGGACUGAUAGAUAGAUAAGCUGUACAAUCCAAUAUUCUCUACAUAUCUCUGCACAUACACUUGCCAACUGUAGUACAGGUGAACUCCAACCUUCUUGCUUUACAAAGUGUUACAGAGAAGGCAUAAUCACUUUGUUUAAUCUUUAAAUGCCCAUGGGUAAUUCUAUAUAUUAGUUUAUUGGUUUAUAACACUGACAUAUUGCUAAGUCUAUAUGUUAACAUAGUAACUAUAUAUGUUUUGUUUUGUAUUUAUGAAGAUCAUAUUACUUAAGUUUAAGACAUUUAGGUUGUCAUCAGAUAAGGUCAGUGGAAUAGUUUUAAGAUACAUUCCUUAUGAAAAAUGUUGCCUGUGCAUUUUGUGGAGACCUGGUGAUAAUGGAAAAGAAAAGUUAUAAAGAGA
Molecule: messenger RNA, 7120 nt
Organism: Penaeus chinensis
Lineage: Eukaryota; Metazoa; Arthropoda; Malacostraca; Decapoda; Penaeidae
Gene: na
Product: sodium leak channel NALCN-like
Exons: 33
Coding region: 224-5596 (1790 amino acids)
Biological process (GO): monoatomic ion transport; transmembrane transport
Cellular component (GO): membrane
Molecular function (GO): monoatomic cation channel activity
Source: RefSeq, a predicted model, not a curated record